Molecule: messenger RNA, 795 nt
Organism: Fraxinus pennsylvanica
Lineage: Eukaryota; Viridiplantae; Streptophyta; Magnoliopsida; Lamiales; Oleaceae
Source: the annotation of a GenBank genome assembly
AUGGCAGAUUUGUUUAUUGAGCAGGCAAAGCAAUAUUCAGAGACAAGGCCCAGUUAUCCACAGGAAUUGUUCCAAUUCAUUGCAUCAAAAACUCCAUCUCAUGAUCUUGUUUGGGAUGUUGGCACUGGAAGUGGCCAGGCUGCAGUAUCUUUGGCAAAGAUCUACAAGAAUGUGGUGGGCACAGACACAAGCCAAAAACAACUUGAUUUUGCUGCUAAACUUCCAAAUGUAAGAUACGUAUGUACACCUCCCAAAAUGUCCGUUUCUGAGAUUGAACACAGCAUUGCACCACAAUCCAGUGUUGAUUUAGUGACCAUUGCUCAAGCCAUGCACUGGUUUGAUCUUCCAACUUUCUACGACCAAGUGAAAUGGAUAUUGAAAAAACCCAAUGGAGUAAUUGCUGCUUGGUGCUACACAGUACCAGAAGUCAACCCACAGAUCGACUCUGUGUUUCAAAGAUUUUACUCCGUUGACAGUCAUCCGUAUUGGGAGCAAGAACGGGAUUUGGUUGAUCUUAAAUACAAAACCAUUGAUUUUCCAUUUGAGCCCGUUGAUGGAGUUGAUCAUACUGGGCCAAUUGAAUUCAAGGCUGAGAAAUUGAUGGAUUUGGAUGGAUAUUUCACAUAUAUAAGAUCAUGGUCUGCCUACCAAAUUGCCAAAGGAAAGGGUGUGGAGCUAUUGACAGAUGCUGUUUUAGAAAAUUUUAAGGUUGCUUGGAAUGCUGAUGGGAAAAGCCAGAAGAUUGUCACUUUUCCUGUUUAUUUGAGGAUUGGCAAAGUUGGGUUAUCAAAUUGA